AUGUUGGCCGGCGAGGCGUUCGAACGUGCGGAGCCGCACCUUGCAUCAGGUAUUUCGAGGCUGCUGCUCAGUCAAUGGGACCAAGCACAGGAGGACCGCGAGCGCUUACGCGACAACCGGUACGCUAUCGAAAGAAUGCUGCGACCUCGGAGGACCCGGCACGCGUGCUCCGAACUUGACAUCCACUUGGCCACGGUUGACGGAGACGGUUGGGACUGCGGGUACCGUAACCUGCAGAUGUUGCUAUCGGCUUUGGUUAAAGGCUUGGUCCAAACGACGCACAACGCCACGUACUCGGCAAGUGGCCAGGGGCCGCCAGCCACGCCCUGGCGAACAGGUCAAGUCCCAAACGUUCUGGCGAUACAGGAGGCGCUAGAAAUCGCCUGGUCAUGCGGAUUUGACGAAAUGGACAGAAGCCACUUUUACGAGCCUCUCCGCGGAAGUCGCCAGUGGAUCGGGACGAGCGAUGCUGCCGCGUUGCUGCGGUACUGGGGCAUCGAUGUCCGGCUGGUUGACUCGGACCCGCAGUUUCAGAGCGAGCGCGAGAGCCGGCACCAGUCCCUCAUGCGCUGGGCACUACAGUACUACGUGCGUCGAUGCGCUCGAGCUGGCGGUUGCAUCGUCUGCCGCCAGUCCGGACGCAGCACCGCCAGAGCAAGCGAUGGUGACGUAUCGAACGCGCGAGCAGUUCAUGCUGGAAGCAAACGCAAUGACUGGAUACCGCCUCUUUUUUUCCAGUAUGCAGGUCAUUCGGUUACAGUAAUCGGCGUUGAGAUCGAUCUGAGGCGAAAUGAGUCUUGCCUGCUGCUCAUUGACCCGAGCCAGGGCGUGAGCUGCGGCCGGCCUCGGAUCAGGGCAUGGACGUUACAGGAUCUCCAGGCUGUGCAGUACCAAGUUCUGUACAUUCAUGAAUGCGUUUUUCUGGAUGAGCGUACCCCGAUGAAACAACGCCAGAAGCUGUCGAGCCUGCGACUGGUGUAG
Molecule: messenger RNA, 981 nt
Organism: Cyanidioschyzon merolae strain 10D
Lineage: Eukaryota; Rhodophyta; Bangiophyceae; Cyanidiales; Cyanidiaceae
Exons: 1
Coding region: 1-981 (326 amino acids)
Source: RefSeq, a predicted model, not a curated record